Molecule: messenger RNA, 225 nt
Organism: Opisthorchis viverrini
Lineage: Eukaryota; Metazoa; Platyhelminthes; Trematoda; Opisthorchiida; Opisthorchiidae
Exons: 1
Coding region: 1-225 (74 amino acids)
Source: RefSeq, a predicted model, not a curated record
AUGGAUGUUGGCUACGCCAGUAUGUAUAGGCCUUACUAUGAAGGAAUAUGGAUCUCCACUUCGGUUUCGCUAAAGGGGUAUCAUGACAACACACCACAGAGUCCACCAAUCGUCUUGCGAUGGAAUGUGGUGCCCGCAAGAGAACUAACUGAGAAAAACUAUGGUACGGACGAACGUCGCGUCAGUGGAGAUCUGACGACUGCUAAUGCUAAACCUCUAUCGUAA